Messenger RNA from Pteropus alecto (black flying fox), 3257 nucleotides. It is a transcript of the gene SLC36A4, whose product is annotated as solute carrier family 36 member 4. The record is from RefSeq and is a predicted model, not a curated record. The transcript is spliced from 10 exons. Gene Ontology annotation, molecular function: L-proline transmembrane transporter activity; L-alanine transmembrane transporter activity. Gene Ontology annotation, biological process: L-alanine transport; amino acid transmembrane transport. Gene Ontology annotation, cellular component: vacuolar membrane. The coding region runs from base 3 to 1433 and encodes 476 amino acids. Lineage: Eukaryota; Metazoa; Chordata; Mammalia; Chiroptera; Pteropodidae.
AUAUGGAUGUGAUGAGGCCCUUAAUAAAUGAGCAGAAUUUUGAUGGAACAUCGGAUGAAGAACAUGAGCAAGAGCUCCUGCCUGUUCAGAAGCAAGAGGGUAUUUCAUUUGUACAGACUCUUAUGCAUCUUCUUAAAGGAAAUAUUGGAACUGGCCUUUUAGGACUUCCAUUGGCAAUAAAAAAUGCAGGCAUAGUGCUUGGACCAAUCAGCCUUGUGUUUAUAGGAAUUAUUUCUGUUCAUUGUAUGCACAUUUUGGUACGUUGCAGUCACUUUCUAUGUCAGAGAUUUAAAAAGUCAACGUUAGGUUAUAGUGACACUGUGAGUUUUGCUAUGGAAGUAAGUCCUUGGAGUUGUCUUCAAAAGCAAGCAGCAUGGGGACGGAAUGUGGUUGACUUUUUUCUGGUGAUAACACAGCUGGGAUUCUGUAGUGUUUAUAUUGUCUUCUUAGCUGAGAAUGUGAAACAAGUUCAUGAAGGAUUCCUGGAAAGUAAAGUGCUUGUUCUGAAUAGUACCAGUUCAUCAAAUCCAUGUGAGAGAAGAAGUAUUGACUUAAGAAUAUAUAUGCUUUGCUUCCUUCCAUUUAUAAUUCUCUUGGUCUUCAUUCGUGAACUAAAGAAUCUAUUUGUGCUUUCAUUCCUUGCCAACAUUUCCAUGGCUGUCAGUCUUGUGAUAAUUUAUCAAUAUGUUGUUAGGAAUAUGCCAGAUCCCUACAACCUUCCAAUAGUGGCUGGUUGGAAAAAAUAUCCACUUUUUUUUGGUACUGCUGUAUUUGCUUUUGAAGGCAUAGGAGUGGUCCUUCCACUGGAAAAUCAAAUGAGAGAAUCAAAACGCUUCCCACAAGCAUUGAAUAUUGGCAUGGGGAUUGUUACAACUUUGUAUGUAACAUUAGCUACCUUAGGAUAUAUGUGUUUCCGGGAUGAAAUCAAAGGCAGCAUAACUUUAAAUCUUCCCCAAGAUGUAUGGUUAUAUCAGGCAGUGAAAAUUCUGUAUUCCUUUGGCAUCUUUGUGACAUAUUCCAUUCAGUUCUAUGUUCCAGCAGAGAUCAUUAUUCCUGCGAUCACAUCCAAAUUUCAGGCUAAAUGGAAGCAAAUCUGUGAAUUUGUGAUAAGAUCCGUCUUGGUUAGUAUUACUUGUGCUGGAGCGAUUCUGAUUCCUCGCCUCGACAUUGUGAUUUCCUUUGUUGGAGCUGUGAGCAGCAGCACAUUAGCCCUAAUCCUGCCACCUUUGGUUGAAAUUCUUACAUUUUCUAAGGAACACUACAAUAUAUGGAUGAUCCUGAAAAAUAUUUCUAUAGCAUUUACUGGAGUUGUUGGUUUCUUGUUAGGUACAUAUGUGACUGUUGAAGAAAUUAUUUAUCCUACUCCCAAAGUUAUUCCACAGAGUCCCUCUUUAAAUUUGAAUUCAACAUGCUUUUCAUCUGGUUUGAAAUAGCUGACACAGAAUUACGAGUCUUCUACUUUUGUCUCAGUUCUGAAAAUGAUUAAAAUAAGAACUAGUAGAAUGCAUUGUACUAUACUUAAAAAUAGAAAAACUCUGUUUCCUUUUGACACAAUACUGGUAUUUUGCUGGUAAAUUAUUAUUCUUUACCGGUAGUGGAAAACUAUGACAGAUUCUUAGUUUUAAGUAUUAGCUAGCAAUCAUUUCAAAUUUAGUUUUGAAAAUUGAAAAUUUAAAUGUAAAAAAAAUUCAAGAAUAAAAAAGACUUUUAUUAUUCUUCAUUCAAUCAGAAAUACUUUAACCAAGAUGCUCUCUUUUACCCCAUGCUACUCUUUUGCCACCCAAUAGAGGAGAGAACAGGAUUCCAACAAUACGAGCAUUAAAAGACGUCCGUAACAAAGAUCCCCAGGCCAUCGCAGCAAAUGUCAAAGCACACUUCGUGUAUCAUGUAAAAAUGUCUCGACUAUGUUUUUAUUAGAGAACCAGUUUCUUAUGAUUAGCCCCUGAGAGUAUAGAAAACCCUCACUAACCAUAAUGUAAGCAUCAGAAAUACAUAAAACCAGUAUUAUUUUUACACUACUAUGUAAUACCAGUUGAUCUUCAUAAUGAAAACUACGAGCAUGGUGCAAGAUUCUGGCUUAGUGUUUCACUUAAAUUUGAAAGAGGCUUUAAGGCUACCCAGUACCCAGUACAAGUUCCUUAUUUUUUACCUGAGGAAAUCAGUGCCCAGAAAUGUUAAAUAAUUUGGUCAGGACCACGCACCCUUGAGAUGAAGAGUACUGAGCUUUUGAUUCCGAGUCCAGGUUUUGUUUUUUCACAUCUAAGAAAAGGAAUAAAUUAUGUUCAGUUUAACUUUAAUGUUGAGUCUCUUUAAUUAUAUUUUACUGCUUUGAAAUCGGGUGAUCUUUGUAUAGUAUAUGUGACCUGAGCAGAAAAUCAGAGAAUGCCAGAAAGCCUGAACUACAGCCAUAUAAACCUUAACAAGGGAAAGAAACAAUGUUUUUUUUUUUAAACAGAAUAGAAACCACUUACUGGUUUAACUGCUGGCAGGUAGAAUGUGCCCAACCAUCCUGUUUGUGGCUUCAGCUCUCAUUGUUUCUUUUCUUUCUAGAUUUUGUAGGCACCAUCUUUCUUAAUGGCAGAAAAUAGGUAUCUGACAAAAUACAGGAUUCGUGCACUGUUUACAACCGUAUGGCCUUUUUUUAUUAUAGCCCUUUAUUGAUCUGAAUGUGCAGAAUGAAAGAACUGUAAAGAGAUUCAUGAUUAGGAAAAAUCAAGACCAUAAUAAACUCUACUAAAUAUCUAGGUUUCUUCCAGAGAAAUACCUUCUGUUACUCCAUAUAUUCUUUAAGCCCAGUUAUGAACUCAAAGAAUCUCAGUUGGCAUAGGAGAUAAAAAUUAAGUUUAAAACAUUAAGAACCCUGCUUUUUAAAAAGUUCAUACUUUAAAAUGUUCAACUUUUUAAUCAGGCUAGUGGUACUUUAAUACUCUGUCAAGAUCACUGUAGUGUGUACAUUCUAUUUUUAUAUAUAAAUGUUAACAUAAUUCAAGUAUUUUUUGCCUUCAUCAUUAAUGAGUCAUCAAGUUAAAUCCUAAAAAAAUAUCAGAAGCUUUAUUUUGGUACAAAUUCAUAAGAAUCAAACUUUUUUUUAACAUUGGCAUUAAGUAACACCAGUAAUUGUGAUACUUCUAUGCCAAAUCUGUUAUGUUGAACUUUUAGUCAUAUUAAAUGUAGAAGUUACAGGAAAAGUAAUUACAAUUGAAACUAAUGUUAUAUAAUUUUGAUUCUAAGAAUAAAUUAGGUAUUUUAAAAAACUA